AUGUCUUUUUCAGACGCAUACAACAGCAAGAAGCGUGCUAUUUCAUCCGCGCUGCCGAACAAUUCCUACCUUCGCUGGGAUGCGCCUGGCGUGGAGGCACCGAAGUCUAACGAGGCUGAGACGGCAAAGAAGAUUGGAGAGACGAUGAACUGGAUGCAACAGCACAACUCACGUCAAGACGCAGGGUAUCGUCAAGGGCAAGAUGACUGUGCUUCCGGAUUUGCCGGCACAUUUACAGCAAGGCCUUUUCAAGACCCCGGGGGAGGCGCCGACCAGGAACCUGGGCCUCGCGGCCUAGGAAUGCGAGUAUUCGGAGUGCAGGGAGAGAGGCUCCAAAGCGCUGACCCUGAGGUUAGUACCCAGGAUUUCUUCUUUAACAACGCUCCGUCUAUCGAACUGACCGACAUCGAUACCUGUCUUGAGAUCACGCAACUGAGAGAGAAGUACUUUGAUGGUCCCUAG
Molecule: messenger RNA, 462 nt
Organism: Alternaria arborescens
Lineage: Eukaryota; Fungi; Ascomycota; Dothideomycetes; Pleosporales; Pleosporaceae
Exons: 2
Coding region: 1-462 (153 amino acids)
Molecular function (GO): heme binding
Source: RefSeq, a predicted model, not a curated record